CUCUGAUGAGGGAAGUGCUAGAAACUAAACCCGCUGAAGCAAACGGGAACAGCGGAACUUCUCAGUCCUCCACCCAAUGGCGGCUUUCAAGCACAUCGCAAUUGGCGUCUGCACACCGUCGCCGAGACUCAUUACCCCUUCCUCCGUCUCGCCUCCGCCGGUUCGCCCGCCGACGAGAAAGCUCUCCAAGGUAUCCACCAUCACCUGCUCCUCCAGCAAAUGGGCCGAGCGCCUCCUUGGCGACUUCCAGUUCUUCACCCCCUCCGCCGCCGCCGCUGAAGCUUCUUCCGAGCUCCAACGACAACAACUCUCCCUCUCUUCCUCCACCACCACCGCCACUCUCCCUCCUCCACCUGUCCCUCGUCCCCCGCCGCCGCCGCCUCUCGCUCCUCCCGAGCGCUACGUCUCCAUUCCUCUCGAUUUCUACAAGGUUCUGGGAGCUGAGACGCAUUUCCUCGGAGAUGGAAUCAGGAGAGCGUACGAAGCUAGGGUAUCCAAACCGCCUGCCUAUGGAUUCAGUCAAGAAGCUUUGAUCAGCCGUAGACAGAUUCUGCAAGCAGCCUGCGAGACUCUUGCCAAUUUCAAUUCCAGGAGAGAAUACAAUCACGGCCUCAUUGAUGACGAGGAGGACACAGUGCUUACUCAGGUCCCUUGGGACAAUGUUCCUGGAGCUCUCUGUGUGCUGCAAGAAGCAGGGGACACCGAACUGGUUUUGGAAAUUGGAGAGACUAUGCUUAAGGAAAGAUUGGCCAAGCAGUUCAAACAAGAUGUGGUGUUGGUAAUCGCUCUUGCUUACGUCGAUAUGUCGAGGAAUGCCAUGGCGUUCAACCCACCUGACUUCAUUAGGGGGUGUGAUAUGCUAGAAAAGGCCUUGAAGCUCUUGCAGAAGCUCGGCCCCACAAAGCUCUGUAAUCUGCAGAGCUCAUGA
Messenger RNA from Linum tenue, 928 nucleotides. NCBI's taxonomy places the organism in Eukaryota, Viridiplantae, Streptophyta, Magnoliopsida, Malpighiales, Linaceae. The record is from the annotation of a GenBank genome assembly.